Molecule: messenger RNA, 411 nt
Organism: Stereum hirsutum FP-91666 SS1
Lineage: Eukaryota; Fungi; Basidiomycota; Agaricomycetes; Russulales; Stereaceae
Exons: 3
Molecular function (GO): protein dimerization activity
Source: RefSeq, a predicted model, not a curated record
AUGGUCUACUUCACCCAUGCAGGUUGGGAUCCAGAAUGGAUAGCCGCAGCACGAAAAGUCAUCACCACCCUGUGGAUUGAACAUUACAAGCCCGAUGAUGACGCUGCUAAUGCCCAACACAGUAUUUGCUUGUCGCAGAACCCUGGGUCAUGCACUACAUCGGUCUUCUCUGCAAACAUGGGUCUCAACACGGCUACCAACGCUCUCGAAGAUUACCUUAACUCCCCGCUUAUACCCACUGAUGAUCCCAUCGGAUACUGGACCUCGUUCGCAUCUACCCCUCGUACCGCUCCUCUCGCUCGGAUGUGCCUCGAUGUCCUCUCUUGCCCUGCGGCUUCGACAGAUCUCGAGACAGGGUUUUCGCGUGGAGGUCUUACGGUCUCAAAGCUUCGCCAUAGCCUCUCUGACCAG